GUUUUUCGUUUGUUUUUACUUUUUAUUUCAGUUGUUAAACAAUUCCUAGUACUCUUUUCGUACCGUUCUCUUGACUUAGUAGGUAGUAAAUUUAGAGAAACAUUGUUGGCUUCCUCUUGCAAGUUUGGUGGAAUAUUUGUUAAUUCUUCGUCACUGUGUGAAUGACUAUUCAUGUUCACUAAUAGACUUACACUGACGUUUAAUCAACAUUUAUGUGAAACGUCAAAGUACGCAAGUGACAGUCAAAGGUAUCUAGAUAUCUAGUGAAAAACUACAAAAUCGGGCUGUUAUGAGUUUAGCAGCCUAUGUGACGAUAUACAUUACUUUCGGUCAUAUUUUUAGGGUUGAUAUAAUUCAUUUUCACAUUAUGGUGGGCGAAAAAAUAUGUAUUUAUUACUCUUUUUUUAUCCAGUAACUAUUUUUCAAAAUAUCGUUUAACAAUUUCGGAUCACCCUCUACAAAAAUAUGAUUAAUAAUCUAGAUAAAAACACUUCAAUGUUACAAUUACUUGAAGCGAAUCUUACUUCCUUCUCCUAAGGCGAACGCCACUUAUGUUACGCCACUGAAAUACGGAAAGACAGAGAAUUCGUUUGUAGGUUAUGUAUGACAGACGGACAGUGCUAUUCCGUGAAUUUAGACGUUAAAUAACCGUUACGUAAGGGUCAGUUUAACCAUUAUAAGUUUGUUUGAGAGUGUUAUAUUCGGCCGUACGUCAACCACGUGUUAAACAAGGACAUUCAUCCAUAUGAUUUUACUAUAUCGAAAGAAAAUAUCCGAAAUUGCCAGCUUUUGCUCGUAACUAGCCGUGCAAUCGCAUGUGCCUUGGAUUCCAACUCUCUCGCUAUAAAUUCUAGUUAAUAAUAAAAAAAUAAUUGAAUAAAAGUUUAAUCAAAAUGUUUAGAAAAUUAAGUGCACUUUUGGUUCUUGUGUCGAUAUUUUCUGUCGGAGCAGACAGGCUGGAUUGGGAUUUAGCAGUGGUCGUCAAAAACGAAAUCAAACUGCUGUCCUUCAACGGAUCGGAAAUAGAUUCGAGGUCGCAGCCCUUCUCAUCGCUCAAAGCCCUAGUUUACGAUGGUGUCAGAGACCAAUUCAUCGUCAGCGAUACUGAUAUGGACCUAAAAAACGACACCAUCUUCACCGUUCGCUUUACCAAAGAGACUGAUAUUACCGUACCAAUCAUCCGAGAUCUUCCUGGCGACGUACAAGGGUUGGCUGUUGAUCCAUUAGAAGACGUCUUAUAUUGGACAGACGCAUUUAAUCACACCAUAAAUUAUGUUCGUCUAAAUGGGACAACAACAUUCGAUUCAAAAGAAUAUAAAGUCUUCGAUGACAAAUAUCCUCAUGCCAUAGCGAUUGAUGUUUGUAAUCGCUACAUUUAUUACACAAAUCCUUCAGGGGAUAAUCCUACCAUCGAAAGAAUGAGAUUAGACCAUACGGGACAUGAAACCCUGGUGUCCAAUACUAUUAUGACUCCUGUAGGUCUCGCCAUAGAUUACAAGGACCAACGACUUUACUGGGCUGAUAGUCGUAUAGGGGCAGCUGCUGGUAGGAUAGAAAGUAUCGCAUUAGAUGGAACAGACAGAAAAUUAGUGAUCGAAAGAAACGCCAUGGAACCAUAUGGUCUAGCGAUAGGCGAAGACGCCAUCUAUUGGACAGACACCAACAAUAACUACUUAUACAAGUUUCCAAAAAGCGUAGUAGACCCGUACGCGGAUCCCGAAAAGUUAGCCAUGUUUUCCGAAAUUCCUAUGGGUCUGGUCACUAAAAAUUACCUGCUUCAUGACGAUUGUGGGAAUUUAACUGCCGUUAUCAAGGAGUAUCAGGAGCGUAAAAACAAUUUCGAUCUAACGAACGCUCCUAUUAAAGAGAAGGAGUUCGAGAAAUGCCUGAACGGUGACAUUAUAAAUGAAACGUUUUGCCAAUGCAAAAGGGGAUACAGAGGAAAGUACUGCGAUAUUUCGGUAUGCAACGAUGAUUACUGCGUCGGGGGAAGCUGCUACAUCAGUAGUUUGGGAAAAGCCACGUGUCACUGCGAUGAAGGAUACAAAGGUUCGAGAUGUCAGAAACAUAUCUGCGACGGUUACUGCUUAAACGAAGGACAUUGUACCAUCAAUUCCUCCAGAAAUCCAAAAUGCAGCUGUCUCGAAGGCUUCAUCGGCAAUAGAUGCGAAUACAACGAGCAAAUUUGCGAAUACUAUUGCAGAGACAGCCCAAACAAUGUUUAUUCCGAAAAAUUUGAACAAAUGUGCAGGUGCAGCUACAUAUAUCCGGUAAAGAACGCCAGUUCAACUUUCCAGUCGGUUUUAAACGGAAAGUCGGAAAUUUUGUCGAGGCUCGAGGAUCCUGUAGUGUAUCUUUCUUCCUUGUUGCUAUGUUCUUUAUUAGUGAUCGUCGCUUUGGCCGUCUACGUUCGAAACAUCAAGAAGAGACGACCGAGGAUCAAGAAACGCAUCAUCGUCAACAAGAACAUCACUCCUUUAACGUACCGACCACAGCAGAACACGGAACAGUGCGAGAUCACCAUCGAGAACUGUUGCAACAUGAAUAUCUGUGAAACGCCGUGUUUUGAACCGACUGGCGAAGACAAAAAGAAACUUCUCACAAACAUGGAGGGCGAAGACAUCUAUUAGAAGCCAUCGACCGGAUAAUCGGCUGUGACUGUACAGAGUAUUAAAAGAAUCGUUGUUAAGUUUGAAUAUUUAUAUUUAUACAAGGACUAUUGCUGUUGUCAUUGGAAAGAGGCUUAAAAUUAGACUGAUUGGGUAACCUUUAUCAUUCCCCCGUUUCCCUCCUAUCCCAACACACACACUUCCCGAAUAUUUAAUCACAAUAAUUGCCAUGACAUGUCUGCUAAGUUUGAUAACUAGUUCGUUUCAUACAGUCUACAUCAUAAUUGACUGCGCCAUGUUUCGUCUUAAGUUCAAUUUAUUUGGACUUGGAUAAGAAAUGGACUAGUCUAAAUCAAAUUUAGAUCAAGCAUUCGACUUAUGACAAAUGACAACUGAAUUAUCCAUAAGCUGUGCUUUCCCCACCUCGGUUCUAACAUUCUACGAAUGAUAUUUAAACAAUAUUGUUCUGUGUCCUGAAGCUUCAAAAGCGCUGUAACAUUUUCCCUUGUCGCUAAAUAAAUUUCGGCAUCUAGUAACUUAUUUAGUAUUACUGAUACUUUUUACAGCCCUUCUGAUGCUUCCUAAAUGCUAUGUUUGUAUUUCCGUUUUGAGUAUACCACCGACAUGAGCAUUUAAUGGUUAAAUGUAUGAAAUGCCAAAGUUGUACAUAACAGUGUACGAUUGUUUUGUAAAGUUAUACUUUUAAGAUUUCUUGAUAAACUUAAGGGUGGAAAUGUAGAUGUCGAUUAUGGAAUGUUUUCUAUGAUCAACUUGGGGUUGCCAUAUUAAAACUUCGGGUCAGUAACUUAAUUCAAUGUUCCAUAUAAAAGAUUUCCGUCAUAAUAUCAAUUCCACAUAAAAACAAUCAUGCAUAAAAAAUUUGCUAUAAAAGAUGUCCCACAUAAAAGCUAUAUGACAUUGAAGGCAUUCACAAAAUCAAUUUCAUAUCAAAUUCAACACAAAAUAGAUCUUUCACAAAAAUCAGUCUCACAUAAUAGCCGUCCCUCUUAAAUCAAUUUCAUGUAAAAUAAAUCCCACAUAAGUUAUGUCAUAAUAGAUGUCCCACAUAAAAAAAGUUGUCUAUCAUGAAACCAAGUACACAAAAUCAGUCCCACAUAAGAGUGGUUCUUCAUAAAAGUUGUGGUAUAAAAUAAAUUUCACACAAAAUCGAUCUUA
Molecule: messenger RNA, 3785 nt
Organism: Psylliodes chrysocephalus
Lineage: Eukaryota; Metazoa; Arthropoda; Insecta; Coleoptera; Chrysomelidae
Source: the annotation of a GenBank genome assembly